Molecule: messenger RNA, 1308 nt
Organism: Gilbertella persicaria
Lineage: Eukaryota; Fungi; Mucoromycota; Mucoromycetes; Mucorales; Choanephoraceae
Product: origin recognition complex subunit 5 C-terminus-domain-containing protein
Exons: 3
Coding region: 1-1308 (435 amino acids)
Biological process (GO): DNA replication; DNA replication initiation
Cellular component (GO): nucleus; nuclear origin of replication recognition complex
Molecular function (GO): DNA replication origin binding
Source: RefSeq, a predicted model, not a curated record
AUGAAGCAUGACUUGAAACAACGGUUUCCCGGUAGAGAAAAGCAAAUUGAUCAACUUUCUUAUGUGAGCUAUGGUUCUCAACAGAAUGAUUACUCACCUCAGAGUAUCUUUAUCUAUGGACCUCCAUCGACAGGCAAAACAACGCUUGUCACUGAAUUCUUUGCACCUUUUGCACUCUAUGUAAACUGCAUUGAAUGUUUUACACCUCGUCUUUUAUUCGAACGUGCGUUUGAUGCCCUUGAAAAACACCAACCUUCUCAUUUGAAUCAGUACAGUUCUCUAAGAAAGAUCGACACAGCACAACAAUUGGUCAGAGCAUUCAAAGAGACUUUAUGUCCAUCUCAACCCACUUACUAUCUUGUCCUUGAUCACGCUGAACGUAUUCGAGAUAUGCCAGGCCAUAUUUUACCUGUUCUUUUACGACUCUCUGAACUCACAGAACGUAAUAUCUGUGUGGUUAUGAUAUCCAACAUUGUGUUUGAAAAGUUCCGGAUCAAAGGUGGUUCCAUGGACCCUUAUCUGAUCCGAUUUCCUGAAUACACGCGUGAAGACACGCUUCGGAUCCUCCAGCUCGAUUAUCAAGUGACAGAUGACCUUGAUCUUGAUUUCUACACAGGGUUUCUUCAAGUGAUUUAUGCCAUGUUCCAAAUCAACUGUAAAGACAUCAACGAAUUACGCUACCUUGCUUCUUUACUGUACCCUAUCUACAUCAAACCCAUUCAAGAAGGUCGAUUGGACAAGAAAGAAAAAGCCAGAUUGUUGCAUGAAGCCAAGCCUUAUUUCGCAAAUGCGACCGAGAAGCUUUAUCUCAGAGAAAUCUCGAGUGCAGAAUGGACACAAGACAUGCAGGCCAAUGGUCAGUCAACACCCGACAUCGAAUUACCGUUCUAUACCAAAUUUCUGUUGAUUGCAGCCUAUUUAGCCUCUUAUAAUCCACCUCGGUUUGAUGUACGGUAUUUUGCCAAGACAGCAGAAGAACGCAAAAAGAAAAAAGGAGGUGGGACACGUAAAGGUCGAGUGGAUCGAUUAGGUGGUAAAAUGCGUCAACAGUUGUUAGGUCCAAAAGCGUUUCCUGUUGAACGUAUGUUGGCUAUUUUCUAUAGUAUUCUAGAAGACAGUCUGGAAGACACAGUCGAUAUUCAGUUACAAAUCACCAGUUUGACUACACUGAGAUUAUUAGUGAGGACAACCCAGAUGGAACGAUUGGAUACAGCCAAAUACAAGUGUAAUGUCAAUUUCGAAUUUAUUCGAUCGAUAGCCAAAAGUGUUCGGUUUGAAAUUGAACAUUAUCUCUAUGAUUUUAAUUAA